Molecule: messenger RNA, 4805 nt
Organism: Xiphophorus maculatus (southern platyfish)
Lineage: Eukaryota; Metazoa; Chordata; Actinopteri; Cyprinodontiformes; Poeciliidae
Gene: trpm5
Product: transient receptor potential cation channel subfamily M member 5
Exons: 26
Coding region: 77-3766 (1229 amino acids)
Biological process (GO): calcium ion transmembrane transport
Cellular component (GO): membrane
Molecular function (GO): calcium-activated cation channel activity; ligand-gated calcium channel activity
Source: RefSeq, a predicted model, not a curated record
CUGAAGAGAAAACUCGCAGUCUCCCCUGCUCUCCUGCUGUGGUUAAGCUGAACAAGGAGAAAAGUUUGUGUUGGCCAUGCCGGAGAAACAAGACACCCCUCUGGGGCCACUGCAGCCACAAACACGAUGCCUUCAGUGUGGACACAUGCUGGAGUGGUCAGAGGAGCACAGUGUCCUCCUUGGCUGCUCAUGUUGUUCUACAGUGGAUGAGACUAUUGAGAAAGUAGCCAAAGGCCUGGCUAACAAAAUGAAGGAGAAAACCCACUGGGCAGCUGGGAGAGUGGGUGACAUUGACUUUAUUGGACCUACAAAGACUAAAGGAAAGUUUGUGAGGGUGUGCAGCAACACAGACCCAGUUUUGAUUUACAAGAUGCUGACAGAGGACUGGGGCCUCUCUCCUCCACACUUGGUAGUGGCGUUGGUGGGAGGAGAUGAGCUGGCUCAGAUGAAGCCCUGGCUCAGGGACACUCUUAGAAAAGGACUUGUGAAAGCUGCACAGAGCACAGGGGCAUGGAUUUUAACUAAUGGCCUUCGCUUUGGCAUCACUAAGCACUUGGGCCAGGCAGUAAGAGAUCACUCCCUGGCCAGCACCUCCUCUAAAGUUCGUGUUGUGGCCAUUGGCAUCGCACCCUGGAACAUGAUCCACAACCGAGAGGCUCUCCUCACUGCCAAGGUGGAUGAGCCUGCAGCAUACACACCACAGGACUUGCCCCAUGGUGCAGUGUAUUCCCUGGACAGCCACCAUUCCCACUUUGUGUUGGUGGAAGAGGAUCCCAACAGACCAGGAGCCACCAGUGAAAUGAGAGUGAAGCUUCUCAAACACAUCUCCCUUCAGCGCACUGGUUAUGGAGGAACAGGAAGUUUUGAGAUCCCUGUUCUGUGUCUCCUGGUCCAUGGGGAGCCCAGAAUUCUAAAGAGGAUGUGUAAGGGCAUUGGAAAUUCCACACCGUGGCUGAUUCUGGCAGGCUCUGGAGGCGUGGCUGACAUCCUAGUCACGCUGAUGAACAGAGGCUGCUGGGACGCAGACAGCGUUCAUGAGCUGCUGUUGGACACCUUUCCCAAUGCCCACCACAGCACAGACAUCAGUAACUGGGUCAAGCUGAUCCAAAAAGUACUUGAUCACGGUCAUCUUCUGACUGUCCACGACCCUGAACAGGAAAGCUCCGAGCUGGAUACUGUCAUUCUGAAAGCUCUUGUCAAGGCUUGUAAGAGUCAAAGUCAAGAAGCACAAGACUUUCUGGAUGAGCUAAAGCUGGCAGUGGCCUGGAACAGAGUGGACAUUGCCAAGAGUGACAUCUUUAAUGGAGAUGUGGAGUGGAAGGCUUGUGACCUUGAGGAAGUGAUGAUGGAUGCCCUCAUCAACGACAAACCAGACUUUGUGCGCCUCUUUGUGGACAACGGGGUGAACUUGGGGGAGUUCCUCACCUACGGUCGCCUACAGGAGCUUUACUGGUCUGUGUCGGAGAAGAGCCUCCUUCACAAUCUGCUUCUGAAAAAAUAUGAAGAGAAGCAGCUCUUGCUUGGGGCUGCAAGGACACCUGGUCCGCCAGGACACCAUCCCUCUGAGCAAGGGAAACCCCGCUUCACCCUGUUUGAAGUCGCCAAAGUCCUGAAGGACUUUCUGCAUGACUCCUGCAAAGGCUUUUAUCAAAAGAUGCCAGCAGAGAAACCACCAAAGGGCCGACUGUUCCAUAGCCAGAAGAACCUGCCUGAGCUGGAGGAGCACUGUGAACAUCCUUGGCGAGAUCUUUUUCUCUGGGCCGUUCUUCAGAACCGACAGCAGAUGGCUAACUACUUUUGGGCCAUGGGCCCCGAGGCAGUUGCAGCAGCCCUGGCAGGAUGUAAGAUUCUGAAAGAGAUGGCACGCCUGGAAUCUGAGGCUGAGUCUGCACGCAGUAUGAAGGAGGCCAAGUACGAGCAGUUUGCCCUUGAUGUCUUUGGAGAGUGUUAUUCCAACAGUGAAGACAGGGCCUAUGCUUUGUUAGUGAGAAGAACACACUGUUGGAGUAAAUCCACUGUUCUCAACUUGGCAACUGAGGCUGAUGCCAAAUCUUUCUUUGCCCACGAUGGAGUUCAGGCUCUCCUCACAAAGCUUUGGUGGGGGGCGAUGACGACAGACACCGCCAUCUCCAAACUUGUGGUCUCUUUCUUCUUUCCACCCCUUAUUUGGACCAACCUCAUUAUGUUUAGUGAUGAAGAACUGGAUAAUCGUGAUGGUAAAAAGGAAUUUGUGGAGCUGGACAGCCUUGAUACAGAAAAGGCUUUACUGCUAACAGAUGACGAUGAUCCUUUGAAUGCUGCACCUGGAGGUCAGACAUCUCAGAGCUGUGCCAGUGUUUGGUGGCGCUUCCUGCUCCGCCGCUGGCGUCGCUUCUGGAGCGCUCCUGUCACUGUGUUCCUUGGCAACGUCAUCAUGUACUUCGCCUUCCUCUGCCUCUUCACUUAUGUUCUUCUUCUGGACUUCAAAGAACCGCCCAAUGGUCCUAAAGUUCCAGAGAUAAUGCUCUACUUCUGGGUGUUCACCUUGGUGCUGGAAGAAAUUCGACAGAGUUUCUUCACUGACGAAGAAAUGAACAUCCUAAAGAAGUUUAAGCUCUACGUAGAGGACAACUGGAACAAGUGUGACAUGGUGGCCAUCUCACUCUUUGUUGUUGGGGUUUCCUGCAGGAUGUCGAAAGACACCUUUGAAGCUGGACGGACAGUCCUGGCCAUAGAUUUUAUGGUUUUUACUCUACGUCUCAUCCACAUCUUUGCCAUACAUAAGCAACUCGGCCCCAAGAUCAUCAUUGUGGAAAGAAUGAUGAAGGAUGUUUUCUUCUUCCUCUUUUUUCUGAGUGUGUGGUUAAUUGCUUAUGGCGUAGCUACACAGGCUCUUCUCCACCCUAAUGACCCAAGGAUUGACUGGGUGUUUCGUAGAGCCUUAUACCGCCCUUAUCUGCACAUAUUUGGCCAAAUUCCACUGGAUGACAUAGAUGCUGUCCGAAUGCCAGAUAUUAACUGCACCGUUGACUCAGAUGAGAUUCUCAAGGGUCUGCUACCGCCGUGCCCCAAUAAGUACGCCAACUGGCUGGUCAUUCUGCUGCUAGUUAUCUUCCUUCUUGUCACCAAUGUGCUUCUGCUCAACCUCCUUAUUGCAAUGUUCAGUUACACCUUCCAAGUGGUGCAGGGUAAUACAGACAUCUUCUGGAAGUUCCAGAGAUAUAACCUGAUCGUGGAAUACCACAGCCGGCCUGCGCUGGCCCCACCCUUCAUCAUCAUCAGCCACAUCUCUCAGCUCAUCCUCUGCAUGGUUAAACGGCCCGAGUCCAAGCAAGAACAUCUUGAGAGGGAGCUGCCAGCAGGACUAGACCAGAGGCUCAUAACAUGGGAGACGGUGCAGAAAGAGAAUUACCUGGCAAAAGUGGAGCGCCAGCACUGGGAGAGCAGUGAGGAGAAACUCAAGACUACAUCCUCGAAGGUUCAGAGUUUGCUAAAGAUCGUUGGUGGUUUUAAGGACCAAGAGAGGAGACUGGUAUCAGUGGAAGCUCAGGUUCGAUAUUGUGGAGAAGUGCUGUCCUGGAUGGCGGAGUGCUUUGCACAGAGCACACUCAAAUGUGACAAAGAUGCUCCAAAAGCUCCAACAUCUCUAACAGGCAGCAAGACAGACCGCACUGCGGACACACCUCAAAGUCACUCUGAGCAAGAAGCCAGACAAGAAGAGGAAGAACCCAAACCUGGUCACCCGGGAUAUGGAGCCAACAAGAAAUUUCCAUACAUUGAUGAAUAAUAGUCACAGCACUAACUUGUAACAAAUGCCCAGUCCAAUCCUUCUUCUUAUCCUCCUUGCACUUCUGUUUUUUGUGUGGAUUAUCCUUAGUUUUGGAGCUGCAUGACUAAUGAAAGGAAUGAGUACAUUACAAAGUCCAAAUUAACAAAAUGGAAUAUCAGUUUUAUUUCAGCAGGUUGCUAAAACGCAGGUGCUACUUGUGGAUCCUAAAAUGUGGGUUCCUAAUGAUUACAGAAAGCAACAUUUUAACAAGCAACAAAUAACAAUUUUAAGAAGCCAUCCCAUAAUAUUCUAAAACUUUAAGACAGUAGCAUUGUUUACAUAGUCAAAUCAAAUGACAUCGUUUGCAAAGAAGAAAACAAAAAGUAAAAUAAGCAUUUUGCUUCUCAACAAGCAGCAAACUGCUUUGCAGUAAAAACUUAUGUUAAAUUUAUAUUUACUAAUCACAUUAUCCAGGAAUAGGUAUAAACUAUCAAAUAUUAUUUGAAAAUUAAAUUUCUGCAGCUAAAACAGCAGAAAAAAACAAUGGAAGCCAUGGAAUAUCUUCUAUGAUGUUCAAUGAUUGUAAAUCUUUUUUUUUCUCAUUUCUGAUUAUGAUUGGACAUUUUAAAGAGUACACCAGGUUUAAAUACUUUUGGCAGUGAUUUAAGGAAAAUGUAUGAUGUGAAGUUUUUAUUAAAGCACAGCUUAGAGUUAUAAUCACUUUGUUCUUCUCAGAAAUGCUGAAACAUCAUCCCACAUGCACUGAUUUAAAAACUUUCCACUAAACAUCCAGUGAACUGUAAACCAGGGGAUGUCGGUCUCUCCAUUUGGCUUAAUUAAAUAAUAAAAUUUUUUUGUGGUAGAAUCUUUUAUGCGUUAUAUAGGAGCACCUUAUUUGCUUCACUUCCUUCUAUCUCUUCAUGCCUUUUUAUUUGCUAAGUGGCAAUUUAGAUUAUACAGCUGUUUUUCCUGAUGUUUUGCAGCAUUUAUUGUCGAUAAUUUCAUAUCAAAUGUCGGAAUACAAAAUGUGGACUCAAUAAAAUCAUUUCCACAUUUC